AUGCCUUAUCCCGAAACCACUGACGCCUUCACCGUCACCGACAUCAAGAAUUGGAGCACCUUCAAACGUCAAGAGGUGCCACUCAAAAAGUUCGAGGAUCACGAUGUUGAUAUCGCCAUCGACGCUUGUGGUGUCUGUGCCUCCGAUGUCCAUACCAUCACUGGCGGCUGGGGAGAAGAUAUCCCUCUCCCGCUUUGCGUAGGACACGAGGUCAUUGGGAAGGUCGUCAAAGUCGGGUCCAAGGUCAAGAACGUGAAGGUCGGUGACCGCGCCGGCGUUGGCGCUCAAAUCGGUGCGGAUCUCACGUGCGGCAACUGCAAGGCCGGCCAGGAGAACUACUGCCCGAACUCGAUCGACACAUAUGGCGCCCCAUAUCCCGACGGCACCAUAUCUCAGGGUGGUUACUCUAGCCACAUGCGAGCUCACGAUUAUUUCACCUUCAAGAUUCCGGAUGGGCUUGACACGGCCCUUGCAGCACCAAUGCUGUGCGCCGGCUUGACUACAUACUCUCCUCUAAAGAGGUUAGGGUGUGGUCCGGGCAAGAAGGUUGCCGUGGUGGGCCUGGGAGGUCUCGGCCACUUCGGGGUCUUAUGGGCCAACGCGAUGGGCGCGGAAACCUACGUCAUGUCGCACUCACCCAACAAGAAAGAAGACGCACUCAAGCUCGGUGCGAAAGACUUCAUCGUCACCAAGGAGAAGAACUGGGCCGAGCCGUGGAAGUUCCAGUUCGACAUCGUCCUGAACUGCGCCGACGCGACGGAUCGCUUCAACUUGCCCGACUACUUCUCCACCUGCAAAGUCAACGGCUAUUUCCACAUGGUCGGCUUCCCCGACAAGCCGCUUCCCUCGUUCAUGGCACAGGCGUUCUCUCCUAACGGAUGCUAUAUGGGCGCUUCGCAUAUUGGCAACCGGCCGGAGAUGGAGGAAAUGCUGGAGCUUGCGGCGAAGCAAAAUAUCAAGAGCUGGGUGGAGACAAUCGAUAUCAGCGAAGAGGGCUGCAAGCAGGCUGUUGAACGCGUGUGGAAAAACGACAACGUGAGGUUCAGGUUCACGCUGGUCAACUACGACAAGAUCUUUGGUAAGAGGGCAUAG
Molecule: messenger RNA, 1092 nt
Organism: Trematosphaeria pertusa
Lineage: Eukaryota; Fungi; Ascomycota; Dothideomycetes; Pleosporales; Trematosphaeriaceae
Product: NADP-dependent alcohol dehydrogenase C
Exons: 3
Coding region: 1-1092 (363 amino acids)
Biological process (GO): alcohol metabolic process
Molecular function (GO): zinc ion binding; alcohol dehydrogenase (NADP+) activity
Source: RefSeq, a predicted model, not a curated record